CUGCGUCGGUCGAGAAAGGACUACGGAAUGGUUAACUUUAGCAGCUAGCUCCAGCGCUCUGUGUUCCUGUUGGUAUCCUUGUGAUACUCGAUUUAAAGGAAAAAUAACGGACUGGUUUCCUAUUCAGUAGCUGCAUAAGCGGAAUGGCUGCCGUUACUAUGGUGGAACUUUCGUCCGGUGGCGAUCCUGUAGCUGAAGGGCUGCUCGAGCUCAUCAAACCAGCGAUCCAGCAGCUGGAUGUACACGUGCAUUCAGUCAGAGAAAGCCAGGUGGAAUUGAGAGAGCACAUAGACAACUUGGCAACAGAGUUAUUCAGGAUAAAUGAACACCAGAAGGUUGCACUAGACCUGGAUCCUUAUGUGAAGAAGCUACUUAAUUCGAGGCGUAGAGUAGUGCUUGUGAACAAUAUUCUACAGAAUGCACAGGAACGUUUGCGGAGGCUAAACCACAAUGUAGCCAAGGAGACAGCGCGAAGGAAGACCAUGCUUGAAGCAUCAGGAGUGUUCACCCCCCGCUCACCUAGUAGACCAUGAGCCCUAUCCCCCACUUCUCCACAUGGCAUGGUGACCUGUCCCACUGGAUCAUAAAAGGCUUAUACAAGAAGUUCAUUUGCCCUGAGGGCCCAUCCCUCUGCCCCAAUGGAAUAUUUAGUUAUGUAUGUGCUUAAGAAUGUGGUCACUGUUCUUGUCUUAAAUAAAAAAUGCUUUAAAUGAA
Molecule: messenger RNA, 714 nt
Organism: Girardinichthys multiradiatus
Lineage: Eukaryota; Metazoa; Chordata; Actinopteri; Cyprinodontiformes; Goodeidae
Gene: snapin
Product: SNAP associated protein
Exons: 5
Coding region: 144-533 (129 amino acids)
Biological process (GO): endosome to lysosome transport; regulation of synaptic vesicle exocytosis; lysosome localization
Cellular component (GO): BORC complex; synaptic vesicle; BLOC-1 complex
Molecular function (GO): SNARE binding
Source: RefSeq, a predicted model, not a curated record